AUGUCAACAUUCCAGGCCAAUGCUACGCGACGUCCGCCUAUCCGUCCAGCCCCACGUCGAGUGCCACAAGGCUUUUUUGAUGAUGUACAAUACAGCGGUCCCUCCUCCACUACACACCCUGAUCCACCUCUGCAUCGCCUCCGUAAUGCUUUUGCACUAUCCUGGGGAUCACAUCCACGUGCGCUUCUCGCUGGCAUUCCCUCACUCUUCCACCGUUCCCCACCCAACACCGAUGAACCAAACGAACCUCAGCAACGUCCACGGGGACCUGGUACCUCCUCUCGUCGCAGUCCUCCUGUUGUCGACGUCCCUGCACUAGAUGACAAGAAGGCAUUGUAUGUUUCUCGACGGCCGGAACGAGCUGGCGACAAAGCAAAACGCGUCGACACCUCCAAAUGGUGGGCUCGUGUUGUGUUGUUCCUUUGCUUGACAGGUCGAUUUGCACGCCAGUUGGCGAGGACUGUCUCGCUUGGAGGAGCUCAGUAUGACUUUAUCCCACAAAUUUAUCCAGUACAUUUCAUACACGUGCUUAAUGUUAUACGGACAUGCUUCUCUGAAGAAUUCCAAUGUCCAAAGGGGUCAAUCGUCCUGCAGAUUUGGUUCCUUUUCAACAUGAGGAGUUCGCUCGUUUUCGGCCGAGUCAGAAUUAGGUCUAAGGUCAAGUUGAAGUUCGGAAUCGCUGUAUAA
Suillus fuscotomentosus is the source of this 687-nucleotide messenger RNA. RefSeq lists its product as uncharacterized. The record is from RefSeq and is a predicted model, not a curated record. The transcript is spliced from 5 exons. Lineage: Eukaryota; Fungi; Basidiomycota; Agaricomycetes; Boletales; Suillaceae. The coding region runs from base 1 to 687 and encodes 228 amino acids.